GUUAGUGCAGAUUCUUAGAAAGGAAAUCCAAAAUAAAAAACAUAUAGUAAAUCCAAAUGUUGAAAUUAAAGUGUGUGUGUGAACAAAGUUGUGAUUAAACCUAACGAAUGUGCGAAUAAUUGGGGGCAGUCAGCAACUGCGACAGUAAUAACUGCAACCACACAUUGAAAAAAAAAAAAAAAAACUGAAUCAAAGUGCACCCACAGUAAAGAAAAAAACCAACAGUUCAAGAAAACUGUAACACAAAUGCUUGAAAACGAAAAAAAUCUAAAUUGAAAGAUUACGACACUGUCUACAUACAUACGAAAAUACAUCAAGCCUUUGUUUGCAGUAAAGACUGGCAAUUUUUUGGCUGCUGUUGCCGUGCCGUUUGAAUGUCGGCCUGUGCUUGCAUUUUGGUAUUUCAAAUUCUGUGAAUUAACCUAAAAAACGCAACUGCAGCAAGAAAAUUUACAGUUACAGUGAUGCGCAAUACCAACAGCAACAUGCAGUUUUCAACACAUCGACGUAGUUUAUACUGGCUUCUGGGAUUAUGUCUAUUGUUAUUCGAAACAGGGUUGACGAAUGCACAAAGCAAACGUACACCACGUGUCACUAAUUCACGCAGUUUUAGCACCAAUGUUAAGUCUACCAGCUCAAAUGGGGUUAGCUUUGACUGUCCCGAAGAGUUUGGGUAUUACCCUCAUCCCACGGACUGCACACAGUAUUACGUAUGCGUAUUCGGUGGUGCGUUACUCGAGAGCUGUACUGGAGGUCUUAUGUACUCGCAUGAACUGCAGACUUGUGAUUGGCCCAGAAACGUGGGUUGCGAACUGGUGGAUAGUGGCACGUCGGCCACCUCUACCGAAGUAGGUAACGCCUCACGUAAUAAGCCACAGCAACAUGUUCCCAGCCGCAUUCGCUUUGGGGCCGCCUUCACCAGCCCUGCAGCUACACAAAAGACAAUCACAGUCCCGCCACAGUAUCAUCGUUCACCUCCACAAAUCAUACCAGCGCAGGUUCAGCACAUACCACCGCCCCCAGAAUUGGCCGUAUCACCAAAUCCGGUGGUCACGUCACGCGGACAACCAAAAUCGCUUCUGGACUCGCAGGAGGAAAUAGCUAAGCUCUACGCUGAGGCACAAGAAACGCUGCCACCAGUUGAAGAGGAGGAAAGCGAUCGUCAGCAACGUGUUUAUCGUGGCCAGCCGAGUACUGUUAGCCAAGUACAGCGGGACCGCGAUGGCAUCCUACACCAGGCCAGCAUAAAUGCUAUACCCAAUCAUGGAAAAAUUGGGUCCUACACGUUCGGAACAGCUUACAGAGUUGAGUCAUCUUCUCCGUCAUCGCUGACGGCGCAAACUUCCGAUAACAUAUUUCUACAACCAAGCUCACAAGCUUCGCCGUCACAGUUUGCAUCCAAUCGUAACUACUACAACACAUCCAUAUUCAAUCAUGGGGGUGGCUACCAAACACCACAGCAGGCGCAACAACAACAACAACCGUCACCAUUUCAACAACCGCAACAACAACAGCAACAGGCACCUGCCUUACCAAACCCCUAUGAUUCAUCAUACUAUUCUGUUUACGACGACGAUAUUGAUUUAUAUAGGGACAUUGAGUAUCAACAGCAGCAAGAACAGCAUCAGCAAAAGUCCCAGCCAUACCAGUCCACAGUGCGUCAACAACAGCAAUCAACUUAUAGACCGUUAGAAAUAUUGACUACGCCGACACCACCCCAAAGACCAAGCUACAGUAGCCAGCCCACUUUAAGCUAUAAUACGGACUAUGAUGAGGAUCUCAAUGCACAGAUCGAACAGGAUAAUGUGUACGAUCAACCUACGCGAACUCCGCAACGGGCCGAAGCGAUGACCAUACAAGCCCUGGACACGAGGACAACUGCCUCGACGACUGAAAGAUCAGCUGCAAGGCCUGAUGGGCGCAACUACUACGACACAUUUACCACACCUAUUACAAACUAUGAAGAGACCGAUUACAGCUAUUCCAGCUCAGCAGAGUAUGCCCAAAAUUUACCCGCGGACUACUAUCAAAGCGAGCAAACUCUAGUGAAGACUAGGCCGAGCACUCAAGCUCCGAAAUCAAAAAAUACGGACGAUUAUUAUCUGAUUGCCAAUGAUGUCGCACAUUCUACUUCAGCUUUUAAAGUAGAUCCGACUAAGAAGUACACGACAAUGACACCCACACGUCCUCCGAUCUCAAAGUCAUCUUCAGUACCAAUCAGGAAUACAAACAAGAUUGCCACAACUACAACACAAACAGUCACAAAGCCACCUGAAACCACUACAACAACAAAAACAACUACAUUGAACCCUUCCAGCUCAAAAGCGCAUGCAAAUAAAAACUUUAAGCAAAAUGUUAUAAUCAAAUUAAAGACAACCACAUCACCACGUACCACACAAGCACCCAGUACAAAAUCCCCAACGACCAGCACAAUAAAGAAACCGUCACUCCCCACAUAUGACUCCAAUCCCUUUCUCAAAUCCAAACUUCAAUUUCUGGCCAAGUCCCUGAUCAGUGCUGUGGCUGGCAGUCAAAGCCAAAAUAUCAAUGACACAAGAACUCCGACCCAAGUCCAAUCUACAGUCACACCUCCAUUCAGCGAAUCGUGGGCGUUGGCAAAUGACAGUGCAAAUAGUAGUAGUACUCAAAAGUAUGUUGAGACAAUUUACGAUGAAACCCAGAAUGUGCAGAAUGUCCAGGGGGAAGAGAUAUCUAGUGGUCGUAAUUUUGACACAAUCACAUCGCCCAAGUUUCUGGAUUUCAUCAAUGCCGCAGCUUAUGGAGCCAGCAACUUAGUGCGCGCGCCCACAGAAAAGUCAUUUAAGACUCUUUACACAAGGGAAAAUAUAUACAACGGCCUUGAAAAAGACAAAGCAAUAUCCACCGAGCAAAAUCAAAGCAAACGUAUACAAAGCUAUGUGCUCUCCGAUGUUAAGCCCCAAAGCUUUAGGCCAACUAUAAACAAUUCGUCAAGGGCUGCGUCAUCGGACCUGUUAGAUAGCUCAAGUACAGCAAGACCCAACAAAGCAUACGAGUAUAGUCUGGAAAGCGGUUCUCAUGGAUUUACCUUAAAAGCUAAGGAAUCGCUAAAUGAGGAGAACGUGUCUGAGCCACUGUUUGAACGCCCUGAAAGUGGGCAACGCCUUAAGCCCAGCACAACAACAACAACAACACGUUUGCCACAUACAUUAGUCAAUCAUGUUAGCACGGAGAAUGAAGAUAUUAUACCUACAACGUAUGCCCCGUUACGUAUUUGGCGCAACGGCCGUCCAACUAUUAAGCAAACACAUAGGAAACCGACCAAAAUGCCAUUAUUAAGCGUCACUGAUCUGUCCAGCACUACUGCGAAAGCAACUACCACAACAAUAAAAGCACCUAAUACUUUUAGUUCUAGUACCGAACGAGCGAGCUCUGGACAAAGUUUUACAUCCCGUGCAAAUAUAUUCAAGGAUAACCUUAACCGUGCUACGAGCAACCCAGGAAUGAGAUUUGUUUCGCCCUAUAAGAGCCUUGAAAGUUUGCUUCAAGACGAAAGGAUGCCACACAACAGCCUCAGAACAACAACAAGAACACGCUAUGCAAAUGCUCCUGCCUCAAUACCGUUUCUCCAAACAACGCCAAAGUCUACACACAAUAGCUUUCCUACAAACAUUAUUCAAAACAAUGCCACUCAAAUUGUCCUUGAAACUAUGACAAACGGCAAUAUGCGCAACUUUAGCAUAAGUGAUGUAAUUCUAAGUACUUUCAGUCCUCAAAGACCAAGCUUGCCGCGUGCAACUACAACAACCACUGCCAAAACCACAACCACAAAUAAAAUACCCACAGAGGCUGCGCUUACUACUACAAUUUUAGAACCAACAGUAGCUACAGUAGUGACUUCGCCCUCAAUACAGGUGUCUGAAAUCGCAGUGCGUGCACGUGGCCGGUCGCGGUACACGGCAGCUACCAUCAGCUAUAAUUUAGAUAGUGUUGACGAGCCGACCACUUAUGCCCCUAAAUUUAAGAUACCCAAUAGCUAUGAACUGAGGAGCUCCACAUCUAAACCACUUUUAAGACGCAAAGCGCAUCGUGGUCGAGCUGCUACCAGCCUCCGGCAAACGAUAUCCGAACCGACAGCUAGGUCCGGAGAAAAAUAUGAAACUUAUAAAGCAGCUCAAAAGGCCAAAGAGACGGUUUAUAGGUAUCAAAUAGCCCCAUCCUCUGCAAAGCCAAUAACUGCUGAGGAUACAAGUUCACUGAAACGCAACCCAAAUGAAAACGAAGCCUUAAUCUCAGAUACCCCGCGUGCAGAAGCCCUUAUUGCACAGCAACCACUCGAAAAUAAACAUAACAAUAGCAUAGAACAGAGCAUUAGCACAGAGACAUCUGCUAGUUCUAUCCAAGAUGUUCAUAUUAUAACCGACCGGCCACCUGUUAAGUAUCUAUAUUCGAACAAAUAUCGGCAGAAAACAGCGGAGCGCACACUGGCGGAUAGUCUGCAGAAUGCCGGGUACAUAACGACGGCGAACGGACGAACCAAGUUUCGUGCUACCAAUGUGCUGGAGCAGCUGCAACAUUUUCUUUCCGCCAGUGACAGUGAUGAGAGCGGGUCAUCGCAAUUCGUUGAUGAAGUUUAUGGUUCAGAAAUAAAAGCUUCUGUUAAUGAGAUAACACCGGGCUUUUCAACAAACCGUAGUGCAAUGACUACAAUGAGAUCCACUACUGCCAUGUCUGCAUCACUGCCAACCACACGCGUCCCACUUUUUGCAUUUAAGUCGACAGGAAACCCAUCCAAAUCAUAUACCCCAACCCCUACUAUUAGCAUAAUAGAAACAGAUGCAACAAAGGCUAACAUUAGCAUCCCAGAUAUUAGUACUGAACCUGUCCCUUCAACUACGACUGCCACUCCCUCUGUAACUAUAUCUUCUCCACCAACAACACGAGUUUCGAGGGUAAAUAACGCCUUGAAGUCGUCAAUUGCCGCUGCUGCCGCCCAAUCAUCUAGCCCGGUCUCAACCUCAUCCACAUAUCAAAUGCCAGGGGGUAGAGCUAACAAAUUUCAAUAUGGCCUUGCCUCCAACAGUAACAACAACCAACACCAAUACAACAACAACAAUGCCGCUGUCGCUGCUGUCUCGGUGAAGUGCUCCGAUAGCACACUGAGCCCUAAGUGCAACGAAAUCCCCUCAAGAAACAACAAUAGAAACCGUGGCAGUUCAAUAUUCACGAAUCAGGAUCGUGAUACUGCUGCCACUCCUAACAGAGGGACUCAUCCACCACGGACGCGUCCAACGCUUAAGCCGGCUGGCACAAUAGUCUCAAAGGCUCAAGAGUUUGUGGACAUAUACAGAUAUCCGCCUUCCCGACCGGAUCCACUUUACCCACAGCCUACGCCGGAUAAGACGGCUGCCAAGUGCCGUAAAGAUGUUUGUUUACUGCCUGAUUGCUAUUGCGGUGGCAAGGACAUACCCGGCGAACUACCGGUUGAAAGCAUACCUCAAAUCGUACUGUUGACCUUCGAUGAUUCCGUAAAUGAUUUGAAUAAACAAUUGUAUACUGAUCUUUUUGAGAAGGGACGUGUGAACCCUAAUGGCUGCCCCAUAACAGCGACAUUCUAUGUCUCUCACGAAUGGACUGAUUACAGUCAAGUGCAGAAUCUUUACGCCGAUGGACAUGAAAUGGCAUCGCACACAGUGUCUCAUAGCUUUGGCGAGCAGUUCUCACAAAAGAAAUGGACUCGGGAAAUAGCUGGUCAACGCGAAAUACUCGCUGCCUAUGGCGGCGUCAAGCUAUCUGACGUAAGGGGUAUGCGUGCUCCUUUCCUCUCAGUUGGUGGUAACAAAAUGUACAAAAUGCUGUAUGACUCAAAUUUCACCUACGACUCGUCGAUGCCGGUCUAUGAAAAUCGACCUCCAUCGUGGCCGUACACUCUUGACUAUAAGAUCUUCCACGAUUGUAUGAUACCGCCCUGUCCGACACGAAGCUAUCCGGGGGUUUGGCAAGUACCCAUGGUCAUGUGGCAGGACUUGAACGGCGGACGCUGCUCUAUGGGAGAUGCCUGCUCAAAUCCAAGUGAUUCAGAGGGUGUAACCAAAAUGAUUAUGAAGAAUUUCGAACGUCAUUAUACCACCAAUAGGGCACCGUUUGGAUUGUUUUAUCAUGCCGCUUGGUUUACGCAACCGCAUCACAAGGAAGGGUUUAUAAAGUUCCUCGAUGCCAUAAACGCCAUGCAGGAUGUUUGGAUCAUAACAAAUUGGCAGGCUCUACAAUGGGUGCGCGAUCCAACACCUACGUCUAGGAUAAAUUCUUUCCAGCCAUUCCAAUGUGAUUACUCGGACCGACCCAAACGUUGCAAUAAUCCAAAAGUCUGCAAUCUGUGGCACAAAUCUGGAGUUCGAUACAUGAAAACAUGUCAGCCCUGCCCCGACAUCUACCCAUGGACUGGAAAAUCCGGCAUACGUUCAUCACGCAUCGACAACGAAGUUGAAGAGCCUUCCGCGCAAAACUGAGGAUUCUUAAUCUAGACAUGCCAGUUAAACCACGCCUAUGCUAUUAGUAACCUACUGUUCGUCUUGAUGUGAGCUUUGAACACAGAGGAACAAUUGGAAUGCAAUAGUAGAUAUUGUCAUAAGUAAUAGUCCAAAAUACGGUAUUCACUCGUUGAUAUGUUCUUUAUAUUAUAUUUAUACUAUAGCCAAUUUGUUGAAGGGCAUGAAAAAAUGUAUUUAAUAUUUUGAUGACAUGUUACUUAAAUUUAUUUAUUCCCUUAUGAUAGACUUAUGUAUGUGUACUGUAUAUUCCUAUAGUUUGCUACUCCCAUGGAAAUUUGUAUAAGUACAUUCAAAAUGCAAUAUUAGUAUAAUACUUUGUACAUGUAAAAGUUACUAACGUAAUUAUAGAUUUCCAUUUAAAUUUAAAAAAGAAAAGCGCGUGUUUUAGGACUUUAUAAAACUGAGGGGCAAUACUCUUUUUUGUGGUUGAUUUAAUUUGUGAUACAUACUUUUUCAUCUAAAUAUGUGUCUCUAAAUAUGUCAAUAAUUAUCUGAAACCAGGCAGUAAAUAAUUUUAACAUUUUAAUAAACAAAUGUGUCUAAGCAUUUUUUUUUAUGUUCAACCUUGUAUAUAACAUUUUAAUUAAAAUCCGGUGAAGGGGCCUAAUAAUCUUGGGUAUAUAUAUCACUCUAUAUUUUCUAACUAUGAUUUAUUUUCAGAAAAAUUCUUAUCAUACUAUUAUAAAACUAAAGAUUUUAUGUGCUUUCCAUGUUACAAUAUCAAGAGCUCACGAAAUCAUAUAUAUUAUCAUUUCUGAAUUUAUAACAUUUAUCGCAUCAUUCUAGCUUAAAGCAUGAUUUAUAUCAUUUUGACUAACGGUACUAUUAAAGAGCUUAAACUAUAAGAACUUACGUCUUGAACAGACUUUUUUUAGGCACCUAAUGAAAUGUAUAAUCCAAUUAAUGACCCAUUUGUAACGGGAACCGCAGAAAAAAAUCAAAUCAUAAUGUCAGACUAGACUAGUAAAUCCAUGCAAAGUUUUAAGAAAUUUGCGAGCCUAGCGAAUAUUUUAACAUUUAAGCUGUUAGUACUCAUACGAAAGUAUUAGAUGGAUUUGUAAUUCUGCAAACUUAAAAUAAAAAAUCAUUAAGAUUAAUUAAUAUUUAAUUUAAGUAUAUUGUAUGUAUGUGGACACAUAAAAAAUUGUAAAGCUGAACGCAGUUCAAAAAGUUUAAUUUUACCAACGAGUGAAUUAUGUAUUUUGUGCUAAUAAUUGUAAAACAUGUAAAAUAAAAAAACAACGUAAGUCAGAUAAAUUUGCGUUUUGAAUUUGCAAUCGAUAAAA
Drosophila virilis is the source of this 7816-nucleotide messenger RNA. RefSeq names its product Chitin deacetylase-like 5 (gene Cda5). Gene Ontology annotation, biological process: carbohydrate metabolic process. NCBI's taxonomy places the organism in Eukaryota, Metazoa, Arthropoda, Insecta, Diptera, Drosophilidae. Gene Ontology annotation, cellular component: extracellular region. Gene Ontology annotation, molecular function: hydrolase activity, acting on carbon-nitrogen (but not peptide) bonds; chitin binding. The record is from RefSeq and is a predicted model, not a curated record.